ACAGCCGGCCACCCAGCAGCCGUCGUCUCCUUUUAUUGACUUGACCAUCUCUUUUCCACCCUCCUGUUUCUUCAUACUAUUCUCUGACUUUUUAUUAAUUAAAAUAUUUAAUGGAUCUACUAGAUCUAUACCAUGCUCAUGAUUUGCAACUUGCAUCUGAAGGAAAUUUUGAGGAAGUGCAUUUUACGAAAAGAGCAGAAGAAGAUGGAAAUUCAAGUCCUGAGAGUAAAGGAAAAAUAAAAAAGACGAGAAUUGUACCAUGGGAACCAUAUAAGGCGGCUGUCGCACAUGAUAAGCAAGGUUCCACGUGUCCAGAGAAUCUUCCCGAACUGAUAGCAUAUGCAAUGAAUUCAAAAUCAGAACAGAAUAAUAAUAUACAAUUACGAAAGGAAUUGAGAGACGAGAGAAAAGAUAGAAAAAGCAUGGAACCGGUGACUUCGUCCGAACGAGAAGCUGAGUUGGAACGAGAAUUGGAUCUUCUAAGAAAAGAGUUAAAUAUUGAACAAAAAAUGAAUUCGGAGCUUAAAAGAUUAAUGAUUGCCACGUUGAGUGAUGAACUUCAGGGGCAGGUUGAAGCAUUGACAGAAGAUAAAGUACGAUUGGCUCAUCGAGUUGAUGAAUAUAUGGGAAAGCUAAUGGUUGAAGAUGAAGAAUCAGAUAGACUACGAAUUGAUCGAGAUGUUUGGAAAUGUAAAUUUUUAGCUCAAUCGAUACGAUGUGAUGAGCUAACUUCAAAGAAUGAGUAUCUAUUGAAGACAUUGGUAGGCAUUCAACAAGCUGUAAAAACUAAGAAUGUAACUUCGGACGAAAUCAGUGAUUUUACCCAACUCGACCUUCAACCACUUUUUCACCGUUCUCCUUGUGAAGAAAGAGUUCGUCCAAUUACUGCUAAGUAUACAAACCUAACAAUCGCCUGCUGCAAAAACUGUAUGGGUCGAGAUAUUCAACUUCUUUAAUUACUUUGUAAACUUCUUUUGUAUUUUUCCUUCAAUGGUUGUGUGUAUUUUCAUUUUUAUUCCAAUUUCCGAAAAUGGGUAUAUAUGUUCCAAUUGUGAUGAAGAAACAGAUUUCAAUUUCCUCAUAA
This is a messenger RNA of Caenorhabditis elegans, 1084 nucleotides long. RefSeq names its product Golgin-45 (gene R12B2.2). The coding region runs from base 111 to 956 and encodes 281 amino acids. Gene Ontology annotation, biological process: Golgi to plasma membrane protein transport; Golgi organization. The record is from RefSeq and is marked reviewed. NCBI's taxonomy places the organism in Eukaryota, Metazoa, Nematoda, Chromadorea, Rhabditida, Rhabditidae. The transcript has 4 exons.